Nicotiana tabacum (common tobacco) is the source of this 1918-nucleotide messenger RNA. The record is from RefSeq and is a predicted model, not a curated record. Lineage: Eukaryota; Viridiplantae; Streptophyta; Magnoliopsida; Solanales; Solanaceae.
UUUGCACUUUGUUCCCACAAAUUUCUCCGAAUUAUAUUUCCUGUCUAAAACUGAGCUGAUGAACCCCUUCGUUAGUUCGUCCUGUCCAAAUCUCCAUGUUGAUAUUUUUGUCAUGCAAUUAUUUCUUAGCUAGUAUACUAGUAUAGGAUUUGCAACAUCAGGGGCUCGUGUCAGCACGAUUAGUUCGACACAAUUUGUUAGACAUUAUAUGUUGCACUUAUGAUGGUGUAACUGAAGCAGUGAGAAUAUACAUCCGACUCAAAAACUUGUUUGAGUCUAAGGCGUAGUUAUUGUUGUUGUUGUUGUUUAUGUCGCCCUCGUUAUGGCUGCAAAGAAAAUCAUUGCAAUAUGCCAAUCAGGUGGUGAAUUUAUGACCAAUGAGGAAAAUGGGACAUUGAGUUACACAGGAGGUGAUGCAUAUGCUGUAGAUAUUGAUGAGAAGAUGAACGUGAAUGUUUUAAAGCAAGAAUUAGCUGACACAUUUCAGUUUAGUACUGAGGAGAUUACUAUAAAGUAUUUUCUACCCGGGAAUAAAAAGACCCUGAUCACAGUAUCCAAAGAUAAGGACCUAAAGCGCAUGGUCAACUUUUUUAAGGAUUCUGAGCAAGUGGAAGUCUUUGUUGUUGCUGAAGAAGCUGUUGUUGCACCCAAUGUGUCCACUUUGCCUGCCAGUAGGUCCAGCAAGAUAACUAUGUCCGAGACAGCACUUUCUCCUUCUACCCCUGUGGAUAUGACACAUCCCGACGAUCAACUUAUGGUUGAUACGCCCAUGGAUACGACACCAUUAAGUACUUUUCCGAGUAGCAAUGACGACAAGCACCGUAGGGCAGCUACACAGUGGGAGAACUCCAUUACUGGUGUGGACCAAAGAUUCAGUAGUUUUACUGAAUUUCGUGAAGCCUUACAUAAGUACUCGAUUGCGCAUGGAUUUACAUAUAAAUAUAAGAAGAAUGAUAGUCACAGAGUAACGGUUAAAUGCAAGUCUGAGGGUUGUCCUUGGCGUAUAUAUGCGUCAAGGUUGGCUACUACCCAGCUGAUAUGUGUUAAGAAAAUGAAUAAAAACCAUACAUGCGAAGGAGCUGCCGUGAAAGCCGGAUAUCGAGCAACAAGGGGAUGGGUGGGAAGUAUAAUUAAGGAAAAGUUGAAGUCUUCUCCUAAUUACAAGCCAAAGGAUAUCGCCACUGACAUCAAACGUGAAUAUGGCAUUCAGUUGAACUAUUCUCAGGCAUGGCGUGCAAAAGAGAUUGCAAGAGAGCAACUUCAGGGUUCUUAUGAAGAAGCAUACAGCCAAGUACCUUUAGUUUGUGAGUGUAUCAUGGAAACUAAUGCCGGUAGUCUUGCUACAUUUGCCACGAAGGAGGACUCGAGUUUCCACCGGCUAUUUGUCUCGUUUCAUGCUUCAAUAUAUGGCUUUCAACAAGGCUGCCGCCCUCUUCUUUUCCUUGAUAGCACUGUUCUCUAUGCAAAAUAUCAAGGAACCCUAUUGGCUGCCGUGGGUGCAGAUGGGAAUGAUGGUGUCUUUCCAGUAGCCUUUGCAGUUGUAGAUGAGGAGACAGACGACAACUGGCAUUGGUUUCUUUCUGAACUUAAAUCUGCUGUCUCAACCUCUCAACCAAUAACAUUUGUUUCUGAUUUCCAAAAUGGUAUAAAAGAGUCAUUAUGUGAUAUAUUCAGCAAAGAUUGCUACCAUGGUUAUUGUCUUCGGUACCUUGGUGAGAAAUUAAAUAAGGAUCUGCAUGGGAGGUUUUCACAUGAAGCAAGGCGUCUUAUGAUCCAAGAUCUAUAUGCUGCUGCUUAUGCUCCAAAACUGAACGAUUUUGAGCGCUGUGUUGAGAACAUAAAGGCCAUUUCGCCUGAUGCUUACAGUUGGGUCGUACAAAGUGAGCCUGAUCAUUGGGCAAAUNUACUACCCAGCUGA